Saccostrea echinata is the source of this 3304-nucleotide messenger RNA. RefSeq names its product amyloid-beta precursor-like protein. The transcript is spliced from 11 exons. Gene Ontology annotation, cellular component: membrane. Bases 92 to 1894 code for a protein of 600 amino acids. Lineage: Eukaryota; Metazoa; Mollusca; Bivalvia; Ostreida; Ostreidae. The record is from RefSeq and is a predicted model, not a curated record. Gene Ontology annotation, biological process: central nervous system development; axonogenesis. Gene Ontology annotation, molecular function: transition metal ion binding; heparin binding.
UUCUCAUGACAUCACUUUGUCGGGCUCAGUAAUCUGUGACUUCCACUGAGAAAGGAAUAAUAAGCGGACAAUCCUCGUUUUUGUUUCCAAGAUGGGGCAGCUAACGCUUCCAUCGGUGCUAGCCUGCGUCUGUGUGUUUGUCCAGAUCAGUGUUGGAUAUAUAGAGUCCCUGGCAGCAAACACAGACUUUCAGCGUCAUGACUAUAAGUUUGUUCCAAUGGUUGCCUUUAUGUGUAACAAGCCCACCAUGCACACAUCUCCGGUAGGCUGGCAGGCCGACUCUAAACAAGACUGUCUCCAUGAGCCUAAGGAGAUUCUUCAAUACUGUCAAAAGCUGUACCCCAAUAUGACCAUUACAAACAUUGUUGAGGACCAUGAAGUAACCAUCAGAAACUGGCCAGAUUCACAUGGUCAUCAGCAUAACCACAAAGUACAGCCAUACAGAUGUGUUGUGGGUCCAUUUGAGAGUGAUGCUCUUUUAGUCCCUCAACAUUGCCACUUCUAUCAUGAACACAAUCAGUGUGACACAUACAAGAAGUGGGGUGACUGGGCCACAUCAGACUGUGUGGCCAAGGGAAUGAGGAUCGACAGCUUCUCCAUGCUGCUGGACUGUGACAUUGACAGGUUUGCUGGGGUGGAGUAUGUCUGCUGUCCCAAGGAGAAAAAGGCCAUUGACAAAGCAGUCACAUUAAAACCAGUGAAAGAGCAAACAGAGCACAUCACAAUAGAUGACACAUAUGAUGCAUAUAUUGCAUAUCUCAGAGGUGAUGAAAAAUUUCUCAAAAAAUUUGGCAAUGAGCACAGCAAGUUUUUAGCUGCUAUGAAGGCCAUGAACAUGCGCCACCACGGGAGAAUUACCAAGAUGAUGAAAGAAUGGCAGACAGCCAGGAAACAUGUCAACAAUAUGAAGAAGACAAAUCCCAAAGCUGCUGACAAACUCAACAAGAACAUCCUACAGCGAUUCCAGAAGUUGUACAACAGCUACCAGCAGUCCGACGCUGCGGAGAAGAAGCAGUUAGUGGCUCUCCACCUCCAACACAGACAGGGAGAACUGAACAGUAAAAAGAGGAAGGAGUUAGAGGCCUACAUGGGGGAACUCCAGAAGAGCCAUGUCAAGUCUGGUGCUGUGAUGAAGCAUUUAGAGCACUACAUUCGUGUGGAAGAGAAGGAUCGUUUACACUCACUGAAUCAUUUCACUCAUGUUAAAAAGACAAACCCAGAGGAAGCCAAGCUUAUCCAGUCACAGGUCAUUGAACACAUGAAGGUCAUUGAUGAGCGCAUCAAGCAGAGUCUGGAUAUGCUUCAUCACUUCCCCAAGGUGGAGAACAAACUGAAGCCACAGAUAGAUAAAUUCAUGAAGCACUACAGUGGUUUAGCAGAGAGUGCCAAGAACAUUGUGAUGAGACCCAUAACUGUACAGGAGAAGAAAGAGUCCAAUAAAGUGACCUGGAGUGACAAAGUGACCUUGGAUGAUGAGAACGAUGAUGGUGACCUGUCUGAUCAUCUGGAAGAAGUCAAGAAAACUCCGAUUGUGGAAGAUGAUGGACUCAGUCCCCGAAUUGAGCUUGACCAGCAUGAGGAAAACAAGGUCUUCAUCUCUCAUCGUGAAAAUGACCAAGCCAGUUUCAGUCGGGGAAGUUAUUCUUCACAAGUUGCAACUUCCACAAGCAGUGUUUUCGGAAUUGCCAUCGGAAGUGUAGCAGUAUUUGUCAUUAUUAUUGUUGCUAUUGUCAUGUUGCGGAAGCGCUCCCAUAGACACGCAGUCACUCAUGGAUUUGCUGAAAUGGAUCCAGCAGCCUCGCCAGAAGAACGUCAUGUGGCUAAAAUGCAGAUGAAUGGUUAUGAAAAUCCUACCUACAAAUACUUUGAACUGAAUACCAAUGUCAAGAAAUAAAAACCUCAGAAACUGUUCCAAAAACUUACAAAUUUAUAAACAAAUUCAUUCCACUGAGUGUAACUCUUAUUUGCAGGGUGAAGCCUUUACUGUUGUGAACAAAAACUGUGAUUUCAUUGAUAAGAUGGUGAUUGUAUGAAAUUUGGAUAACAUACUCAUUACAAAGUAAAUAACAGGUUAUAAUCUACAAAAUUAAAAGACAAGGUAGUGAUUGUACAGAUGUAUUUAUUAUACAGUGUUUGUAUAUAACACCACUUUGCAUUAUAUGUGUCCCUAAUCAUUCUUUGUUAAUGUAGAAUAUCAUUGUAAAUGGAACUUUUUGUAGCAUUUGAAUGAUUCUGUACUGUAGCCACUGUACCACUACUUAUAAACCAUGUAAGUAUUUGUAACUAUACCAUUUAUUCAUUUGUGUUGUCCUGAAGUGGAAACCAUUCCAUACCGAGAUGUGGAGAUUUAGAGUCUCACAAAGAUCCCCUAAAGCAAUAAUUGAGAACAAGAAUCAUGGGGAAGAAAGAAUUAAGUUAGUAAUCAUCAAUUAGAAUUGUAGGGUUGGGAUAAAGAAUGCACACCAAUUCAUAACCUUGAUAAUAUUGGAACUGUGUAUAGACUGCUUUUUUAGCUGAUGGUGUUUUAUUGUUUUAUAUUUUUAAAAUGUCUUCAUAAGAUGAUAUGAAUUUCAUAAUACAUGUCUAACAUUUUUAUGUGCAGUUGUUGUGAAAUGCUUUUUUGUUAUAUUUGCAGUUUUUAAUUUUUUAAUUUUUUUUUUUUUCGACACUUGAGCAGGCAUUAUUUUUUUUUUUAGACAAGAUUUAUAUAUUUAUGAUUGCAUAAUUAGGGAAUCCAAAAUUUAGUCAAAUGAAAAUGUACUUACAAUUUUUUUAACUUUCUUAAUUAUAUAAAAUUCAAAGAAUUGUAGUCAAAACCAAAGACGUAGCUUAAAAUCACAUACCUUACUCAAUGUAUUCGCCAUUCAAAUAUGAGCUUGCUUUGGCAUAUACUAGUUAAACAAGUUUCUAUAAGAAAAACUCUCAUUGAUGUUAUAGUCUCUUUCUUUUAGUAUAAACUGCUGCUCUGAUCACUCUGUUUAAUAUAUUGUGAUCCCAUUGAGGUAGUUUGUAGAGAAAAUUCGGAUUGCAUUCUUUUCUAGAAAUUAUCUCUGUACUGUGUGGAAGAGAUUAUGAUCAUCAUGCUGCUAAAUUUUGUAUGAGUGUACAAGCUUUCUUUACCAGAAGAUUCCAUCUUUACUGCCUUUUCCUUCCAGUAAACCAAGUCUGAACCUCUCUUCCUCUACCAAGAAAUCUGUUCUUUGAAAACUUCCCGGCCAGUAGCUUGAUGGUUGUAUUGUGACUUCAUGUAAUGUUUAAUACUGUGACCUCUAUCAUUUUAUAAAUAAAACUGUACACUCAUUUA